Messenger RNA from Eublepharis macularius, 234 nucleotides. It is a transcript of the gene S100G, whose product is annotated as S100 calcium binding protein G. The record is from RefSeq and is a predicted model, not a curated record. Gene Ontology annotation, molecular function: transition metal ion binding; calcium ion binding. NCBI's taxonomy places the organism in Eukaryota, Metazoa, Chordata, Lepidosauria, Squamata, Eublepharidae. Gene Ontology annotation, cellular component: cytoplasm.
AUGGACAGCAAAUCUCCUGAAGACCUGAGAAAGAUUUUACCGUAUGCUUCAAAAGAGGGUGACCCCAAUCAGCUAUCUAAACAAGAAUUGAAGGAAUUAAUGGAGAAAGAAUUUCCAGAAAUACUAAAGGCAACUUCAGCUACUGAAGAUCUAUUCAAAGAGAUGGACAAAAAUAAUGAUGCGGAAGUCAGUUUUUAGGAAUUUUGAGUGAUAAUAGCCAAACUAAUGAAGUAG